Messenger RNA from Zymoseptoria tritici IPO323, 1038 nucleotides. RefSeq lists its product as uncharacterized. The record is from RefSeq and is a predicted model, not a curated record. NCBI's taxonomy places the organism in Eukaryota, Fungi, Ascomycota, Dothideomycetes, Mycosphaerellales, Mycosphaerellaceae. The transcript is spliced from 2 exons. The coding region runs from base 1 to 1038 and encodes 345 amino acids.
AUGGAACUUCGCCGAAUCCCUCUCCACCUUACUCCUCUCCUCCUCGUCCUCUCCCUCCUCACCUCCCUCGUUACCGCCCAGUCCGGCCAGGGUGUCCUCAUCGAUGGCAACAGCCGACUUCCCACCUGCGCCCAGCAGUGCACUCUACUCCAGCAAGCAGCUCAAGCCUGCACCGCCGCGACUGGUCCUUCAACGCAGACAGCCUGGAUCUGCUUCUGUCAGUCCGCCUACCUCACAACUCUUCGCUCCAGCGCGGUCGGCAUCUGCGAUGCCGCGUGUACGGAUCCCUCGGAUAACGCGCAGGUCUCGGUGUGGUACAAUGGCAACUGUGGGAAUGAUAACGGAGCGUCGGAGCAUGCGGAGGAUGGAUUGAACUCACAGCCAGCUUCGGGCGGCUCGUCGAACACCGACAAUGGAGCAACUACAGACUCUGGCAGCACAAACACCAACACCAACUCCGGCGACAGCAGCGACAGCAGUAACAGCAACGCGAACACCCCGCCGCAGAACACCAGUGGCUCAAACGAUGACGAGAAAAGCGAUAAGACCUGGUGGGCAGGUCACUACCAAUGGAUCAUCAUGAUUCUCGUCCUGAUCAUCGCCUUCGCCCUCUUCACCUGGGGUCUCAUCUUCCUCAAGAAACGCCUCGACCGCAAACGCGACGCCAUGACCGGAGGUUUCAAUGCUGGCAUUACCACCCGCAAAGUCGACACCGAAAAAGGCGUCACGCAUCAAACCAGCGGCUCCACCCUGCACCCCUCGUCCGCUUCGGGACGCAACUCACCCGCGCGCACAAGGGAGGCUUUCAUGCCGUAUGGAUAUGGAUACUCGGGGAGCGAGAGUCGGAACGGCAGCAAGAACGAGGUGAUACCCUUGGAGGAGAAGAAGAGUCCGCUCGCGAGGACGACGACGAUGGCGACGGAGGAGAGCAGGGAUGACACGGAGAAGAGCGAGGUCGAUGGGAUGGGUCCCUGGCCUGUGCCCGGCAGGAGUGAGAAGAGGCCGCCGGGAAAUGGGAAAGCGGGCGUCACGAUGUAG